Molecule: messenger RNA, 722 nt
Organism: Acyrthosiphon pisum (pea aphid)
Lineage: Eukaryota; Metazoa; Arthropoda; Insecta; Hemiptera; Aphididae
Product: retinal rod rhodopsin-sensitive cGMP 3',5'-cyclic phosphodiesterase subunit delta-like
Exons: 5
Coding region: 169-612 (147 amino acids)
Cellular component (GO): cytoplasm
Source: RefSeq, a predicted model, not a curated record
CCACAUGUUAGCAGGCGUUGCAUCACUUCCGAUCGCCACUGCCACCACAUACGAGUUGUAUGCACACAGUCCGUGAUCGUAUUUCAUGAACCCACAAUAAAGACGUUUAAUUCAAUUUUUUUUCUCGAUUAAUUCGCAUACAAUUGCUGCUUAUUGUUGGCAGGUACGAUGCAACUAAAAUCUAAGCACGCUUCAAAUGGAUUCCAUAUUAACUGGAUUAAUCUGAUCGACAACGAUACGGGAGUAGUAUUGUGGUAUACCAAUGAAAACUACGCACUGCCUGGUAUAGAACACGAGGCCAUAAUGCCUAGAAAAGUAUUGGAUUGUAGAGCUAUGACCAGAACCAUACACUUUUCAUCCGAGCAUCGAAUAAAUCAUCUUAAGUUAAAACACAGGGAGUUUUUACAGGGAUGUUGCAUUGAAGAAUGGGAUUCUGAAUUCGGUACUGUUUUAGCCAAAACGGCUGAAACUUGGGAAACUACUUUUAUACCUAGCCAAGGAAGUACAUCGUCAUAUGCAAAUGUUUUAAGUGGUAAUUUGUUAAUAGAAACAAAUUUCUAUGAUGGUGAUAAAUUGAUAACAUCAUCAAACAUCUUAAUGUUUUAUGAAUAAACAUCAACUCCGGUGCAGAUUGACAUCUUCACUUAGUAGGUUUACAAUAUUGGGAACAAGAGAUUUAUUUUUAUAAUACUGAAAUUUUAAUUUCAAACCUAUUUUCUUUU